AUGAGCUACGACUACGAACCCCCGCGCGCUCGUCGCUACGUGCGAGAGGAGCGUCGGGAGGAGAGGAUCGACCCUCGUUACGCAGACGAUGGUUAUCUGAAGGUCUACCAGUCUCGCGAGAUCAUUCCCAAGGCCCGAGAGAACAGCGAUCUCUCCAUCGAAGAAGUUCGUCGUGAUUUUCCUCCUCCGGGAUACAGAGACUCCCGUAGAACCCGUUCAGCAGAGCCGGGCUAUUACGAUGACUACCGAGGCUACGAUGACCGAGAUCGAUAUUAUGACCGCGACUAUAAUCGUCGAAGCAGAAAGGCCGGAAGUGUCCUCUAUGCCGAGGAGGAGAGGUCCCGUAGGCGUGUGCUCAACCAACAAGAAAAGAUCAUAGCCGCCGUUGCUGGUGCAGCUUUGGCUUUCGGUGGCAAGGAACUUUACGACAGAAAGGAAGCCAAGGAGCAUGGCGGCGAAAUCGAGCGUAACUACCUAAGCUCUGCAGCCUUGGGCGCUGCCGGAGCGCUCGCAGGCUACCAGGGUGCAGAGUACUACAGCAAGCGUAAGGAAAAGGAGGAAGACAAAGCCACCUAUGUCGUCCACCGCGGUCGUGACGGCAGGGUCACUGAGUACUACUCCGACGACGAGGGGGAGAGGGAGAAGAAGAGCAACAAGUCCUUCCUAGAGAACGCCCUGGCGGCUUCUGGCCUGGGAGUUGCGGUCAAGGCUCUCACGGGAGCAGGCGGUGGUGAUGACAGGCGCAGCGACACUCGCAGCCGACGAGGCAGCCCUGAUUCGAGAGGCUCUCGGUCCAAAUCUCGGGGGCCUGGCGGGGAGGCUGCCAGCAAGAUGCAGAAGGCGGCUAUGGCUUCCCUAAUUGCUGGUGCCACCGAGGCCUUCCGCGUUGCCAAGGAGCCUGGCGGCUGGAAGGGCGAGAAGACCAAACGCAUCAUCACUGCAGCUGCCGGUGCUGCCACCAUUGAUGCUGCUCAGGGCGGCGAGAAGCAAAGCAAACUGGGUCUGGCCGAGUCCGUCAUCGGUGGUUUGCUGGGAAACCGUGUCAUCAACGGAUCCAAGCGCAACAUCGAGGAAGACCGGAGCACCGGUCGAAGCCGAUCCCGGUCGCGCGCUCGUUCUGAUGGCGGAGGUGGCGGGCCGGGCUUGGCCGCUCUGGCUACGGCUGGACUUGGUGCUUUCAGCGCAAAGAAGGCAAUUGAAAAUGUUCGCUCUCGCAGCCGAGGCCGCAGUGCCGACUCUUAUGAUAGCCGAGCUUCCAGCCGCAGCCGCGACGGCCGACGCCAGCGGAGCAGGAGCCGUAGCGUUGUUGACUCGGCCCGGAAGAAGCUCGCCAAGAUCGGUCUUGGCAGUGACCCUGAGGAAAAGGAGAGGGAUAAGUAUGCCCGAGAUGACAGCUACUAUGACGACCGUAGCUCCCGCCGUGGCACAAGCCGACGAUAUUCUGAUGAAUAUGAUGACGGAUAUACCCGCGGUGGACGCGAUGCCGCCUACGAAGACGACAGGUCCUCGUACACGAGCCGACGUCGCGACCGUUCCCGUCGUAGAGGAGGAAAAUCGGAUGCGAGUUCGGACUCGGACCUUGGUGACUCGGACGACGACGCGAAACGUGCUAGGAAAAUGAGAGGUAAGCAAGUCAUUACAACAGGCCUCGCGGCCGUUGCCACCAUUCACGCAGCACAUGGAGUCUAUCAGAGUAUGGAGAAACGCAAUGCACGACAGAAGGCUGUGAGGGAAGGACGGCUUAGUCCAGAAGAAGCGAAGAAGCUCAAGACGAAGGCUAUUGUGCAAGACGCCGCGUCUGUUGGAAUCGCUGCCCUCGGCAUCAAGGGUGCUUGGUCUGAACUCAAGGAGGCCAAAGAGAUGACCCACGAAUGCAAGCAGUUCCAGCAAGAAAAGGCCCUUCGACAUCAGAAACGGCUCGAGAGGCAGAGGAGACUCAACAACGGCUACGACCGCAGAAGGGGCAGAGCGGAUGACUGGUACUCUUCUGAGUCUCCCCGAGAAGACCGAUACGAUUAUGGGUCGACAUAUUACGACGACAACCCGUACACUGCCGGCCGCUUGCCUGCACCUCCUGCUAGCUAUGACGACGGGAGGUAUAGAAGCUGA
Colletotrichum graminicola M1.001 is the source of this 2109-nucleotide messenger RNA. RefSeq lists its product as uncharacterized. The record is from RefSeq and is a predicted model, not a curated record. The transcript has a single exon. Lineage: Eukaryota; Fungi; Ascomycota; Sordariomycetes; Glomerellales; Glomerellaceae. Bases 1 to 2109 code for a protein of 702 amino acids.